Messenger RNA from Opisthorchis viverrini, 771 nucleotides. RefSeq lists its product as hypothetical. Gene Ontology annotation, molecular function: thiosulfate-cyanide sulfurtransferase activity. Bases 1 to 771 code for a protein of 256 amino acids. The transcript is spliced from 4 exons. Gene Ontology annotation, cellular component: mitochondrion. The record is from RefSeq and is a predicted model, not a curated record. NCBI's taxonomy places the organism in Eukaryota, Metazoa, Platyhelminthes, Trematoda, Opisthorchiida, Opisthorchiidae.
AUGCGUCCCGAACUCCCGCAUGAUCCACUCGGCGUGCAAGGACACCUUCUGAACUCCAUGCCCCAACGUGUUGGAAUGGUGCACCCGGUCUUUAAGGCGGCCGUUCGCAUUCUCCAAUCGGUUGUUGGUCACAUUACCGAAAUGAAUCAUUCCGGACCGCGUGAAUGUCACGCUGCUGGACCCCGUGACCUUGCGGCGGCAAAUCAAUAUUUGUACUCCCAUAUGUCCAUUCGCGCGGUCUGUUUUCUGCGAGGUUUCGCUCGACCUAUUGUCAAAGGUCCUUCCGGUCAACGUGUACAAGCUAGUUACAUUUAUCAUAAAUGCGCUGCAUACAUCCAUCCCUCGCUUAACUCAGGUCGGGUCGCCCGGGUGUUCUCUACAGUUGCCGGUAAACCUGCUAAGGCUGGUUUCCCAGAUGCACUCUGUGGAAAGAGGUCCAUUAACUACAACGAAUUAGCCUUGCUAUUAACUGACUACUCUGUGGUUCUGAUAGAUGUACGGGAUCCGACGGAUUUUCUGGAAGUUGGUCAUAUCCCAGGAGCCAUCAACAUUCCACUUGCUGACCUUAAGUCGGCUUUGAAACUCACAGAUGAGGCCUUCCAUGCGAAGUAUGGCAUCGAAAAGCCGAAAUAUACAGAUGAGAACAUAGUGUUCUACGGUUUAUCGGAUGUGUUGUCUACUGCUGCAAGCGAGAUCGCCCAUGGAUUGGGUUACAAAAAAUCUAAGUUUUAUCCAGAGGGCUGGACUGGUUGGUCCACGAUGUUGCCCUAA